AUGCCGUCCCCUCCAAUCCAAACGGCACCGAAUGUGGAUUGCCUGGAGUCAGAGGCCUUCAAUUCAGGGGAAGAACGCUUGAAAGCCUAUGAUGUCAGGGUGGUCACUUCAGAAAUUGAGGCUCGAUUGAUUCAAAAUCUUGAGGAUAUUGUUGAGGGGCAGGGCAAUGAAGUUGGUGCUCAAAAGGAGCCUGAGAAGAUAGGGCUAUUGGAGCAAGAACUUGAUGUAGAAGUCAAACCACCGGAAGUAGUGAAGCUUGGGAUCGAAUGUGAGGCUCGAUUGGUUGAGGAGCUGGAAGUUAUUGUAGAGGGGCAGACGAAUGAAGAUAGUACUGAAAGGGAGCCCGAGAAGAUAGGGCAAUUGGAGCAAGACUUGCAGGUGGACGCUGAGCCACCGGAAGUAGGGAAGCUUGAAGAUAUUGUGGAGGGGCAGACGAAUAAAGAUGGGAGCACGAAGGAGGGAGAGCCCGAGAAGCUAAGGCUAUUGGAGCAAGAAAUGGAGGUAGACGUUAAGCCUCCGGAAGUAGAGAAGCUUGGAAUCGAAUGUGAGGCUCAAUUGAUUCAAAACCUGGAAAAUAUUGUGGAAGGGAGGACGAAUGAAGAUGAUGUUGAAGAGGUGCCCGAGAAAUUAAGGCUCUCGGAGCACGAGUUUGAGGCGGACGUUAACCCACCGGAAGUAGACAAGCUUGGGGUCGAAUGCCACAUCCAGGAGGCACAGAAUUCCGUCGAAAAAUUUACAUCAGAGCAUGAAAUUCCUGAUCUAGACGAUCAAAAGAUAGAUACGAAUUGCAUCAGACCCCCGGAAAGCUUUGAACCAACUGAACGGACCGUAACACAGACGUCUACACCCCCAACUGCUGAUCACGAUCAAGAUAAGACCCUCGAAACCGUACCCAACCCCAUCAUCGUAUCUCUACCCGAAAUCAUCGUCUCAGACACCCCAGCUGAAGCCGCAGACAAAUUAGCGAUGCAGCUGGAUGAUGAUGACUCAAUGAAUACAUCCAGGGACAGGCCUUCUCCGCCCAUCCCUCCGAUAACAAAUCGAGAAAUAAACAACGGCGCAACCCAUUUCCAUUCUGCCAUCCAUACCACCACCCACAUUCAACACGAAAUGCCCAGCGAUGAACGCCGCUUUUCCCUGCAACCGAAUUCCACUGACAACAAAAGGUAUCUUUCUGGCACUAUUAAUUUUUAUAGGGUU
Molecule: messenger RNA, 1200 nt
Organism: Mesorhabditis spiculigera
Lineage: Eukaryota; Metazoa; Nematoda; Chromadorea; Rhabditida; Rhabditidae
Source: the annotation of a GenBank genome assembly